Molecule: messenger RNA, 381 nt
Organism: Erythranthe guttata (spotted monkey flower)
Lineage: Eukaryota; Viridiplantae; Streptophyta; Magnoliopsida; Lamiales; Phrymaceae
Source: RefSeq, a predicted model, not a curated record
AUGGGUGGUGUUACGAGGUGGAAAGACGAAACCCUAGGCUCGAUAUCCGCGGCGCCGCCGCUGCCGUUGGUGGUGUUUUUCGGUAUUUUCAUGAUGCUGAUGUUUUUGGCGGCUUAUUCGGAGUUCAAGGAGAAGGUGGAGAGAAGCAGGAUGGAGUUCAGAUUUGCGCUCAUGCUGCUGCCGGUGGCGGCGAUUCUGGUGGUCAAUAUGAUGCUCCUCCGCCGCAGGUUGUGGAGCUACAUCGUCGGAGCGCGGCGGCCGGUGUACGGAGCGGCGGCGGAUGAGGGAAGUUCGCCUUGGGGGUUGAUGCUUGUCUUGGCUUUGCUUCUUGUCAUGGUUUAUUAUCAGAAAUCAUUUCAGUCUGCUUGGUUUAGACUUUAA